This is a messenger RNA of Olea europaea var. sylvestris, 1991 nucleotides long. Its product is annotated as probable rhamnogalacturonate lyase B. Bases 332 to 1768 code for a protein of 478 amino acids. Gene Ontology annotation, molecular function: carbohydrate binding. The transcript has 12 exons. Lineage: Eukaryota; Viridiplantae; Streptophyta; Magnoliopsida; Lamiales; Oleaceae. The record is from RefSeq and is a predicted model, not a curated record.
AUUUUUGUUCGGCGAUACCAAGAUCCAAAGAAAAGGAGGUGAUUUGACACCUACCACUACUAGUGUGCACUGUAAUAGUUGAUAAAAUGAAUAGAAAAAGAAAUCAAAUUUUCAAGGUCUGGACUGGAGAUAUACAAAAGUGUCACUAUACAACAAAGAAUUGCUCUGGUGGUCGACGCAAUAUUUACUGAUAGAACAGAACAGUAAUCGGUAGCGGUAUGGUAUUACGAGUUUCAGUGGGGGAGGGUGACGGCAAUCGGCGGUGGAAGCGAGUAUGAUGGUGAUGGCUGGUAUCCCGUUCUGAGAAGAAGUCGGCAGAGCGCAAGUCAAUAUGAGUGGACGGCGUAAAUUCAAAGACUUGAUUAGGAGCAUUUGCACCUGUGGAGGAGACGGUUUCGGAACAAUGCCGCCUAUAGGGGUGCGACUGUACACUCAAGAUCGACAUGUUGUGAUUGACAAUGGCAUACUACAAGUUACACUGUCGAACCCUGAGGGAAUUGUUACGGGAAUUCGUUAUAAUGGUGUUGACAAUUUGCUAGAGGUCCUCAAUGAUGAGUCUAACAGAGGGUACUGGGAUGUUGUCUGGAAUUCACCAGAUGGAAGUAGCCGAACCGGAUCAUUUGAAGUGAUUAAAGCAACAAGUUUCAACAUUAUAAAGGAAAGCGAUGAACAGGUAGAGGUGUCCUUUACAAGACCUUGGGAUCCUUCGCUCCAGGGCAAGCUCGUUCCCCUGAAUAUAGAUAAAAGGUUUAUUCUGCUCCGAGGGUGCUCAGGCUUCUACACAUAUGCUAUAUACGAGCAUGUUGGUUCCCCAGAAUGGCCAGCUUUCAGCAUUGGAGAAACGAGGAUUGCUUUCAAACUUCGAAAGGAUAGUUAUGAUACUUUUUUUUACCUGCCUAGGUACGUUGAUGAUGAUUAUAUUCCAGCAAACAGUGCAUAUGUUGGAUUGGCCCCUCCUGGGGAGGUUGGAUCAUGGCAAAGAGAAUGCAAGGACUACCAAUUUUGGUGUAGAGCAGACGAAGGCGGCUAUUUUUCGAUAAAUAAUAUACGUACGGGUAACUACAAUCUUUAUGCAUGGGUCCCUGGCUUCAUUGGAGAUUAUCGAAAUGAAGUUGCCUUUACGAUAACUCCAGGUUGUAAUAUAGAGGUAGGUGAUAUUGCAUAUGAGCCUCCGAGAGAUGGCCCGACAUUGUGGGAAAUAGGCAUUCCUGAUCGUUCUGCUGCGGAGUUUUACGUUCCUGAUCCUGAUCCGAAAUAUGUUAACUUUCUUUUUGUUAAUCAUCCAGACAGGUUUCGGCAAUAUGGACUGUGGGAUAGGUAUUCGGAGUUGUAUCCUGAUGAAGACUUGGUAUACACCGUUGGCUUGAGUGACUAUCGAAAAGAUUGGUUUUUUGCGCAGGUUAACAGGAAAAAAGAUAACAAGUAUGAAGGAACCACGUGGAAGAUCAAGUUCAAACUCGACAGUGUCAACCAAGCCGGAGUUUAUAAACUGCGCGUGGCACUUGCAUCUGCAACCUUAGCUGAACUUCAGGUUCGAGUUAAUAAUCCAAGUACAAAUCGGCCAUUAUUCUCAAGCGGAUUGAUUGGGAGGGACAACUCAAUUGCAAGACAUGGAAUUCAUGGAUUGUAUUGGCUUUACAGUGUAGACAUACAGGGAGCUAUACUUGUGGAAGGGGACAAUACUGUGUACUUGACACAACCAAGGAAUACAAGUCCUUUCCAGGGACUCAUGUAUGAUUACAUUCGACUCGAAGCUCCCCCCAACUAGACAUUCAGAUGUCCUCUCUACAGAGAGAGAGAGAGAGAGAGAUGUUAUUUUAGAAAUAAAGAAACAACAAAUAAAUGAACGCGUUUAAUCUUUGCAAUGUAUAUUGUUAUGUACAUACACUAUGGUUAUCCUUUCUGUAAAAGGAGGAAUUGAAAAUAUUAUGCAUAUUGAAAGUUAUGUAUCUUACAAGGAAUAAGAUCAGCGAACACAUUCUAGGAAACUA